Hypanus sabinus (Atlantic stingray) is the source of this 10968-nucleotide messenger RNA. RefSeq names its product selenoprotein L (gene selenol). Gene Ontology annotation, biological process: protein dephosphorylation. Lineage: Eukaryota; Metazoa; Chordata; Chondrichthyes; Myliobatiformes; Dasyatidae. Gene Ontology annotation, molecular function: carbohydrate phosphatase activity; protein tyrosine phosphatase activity; protein tyrosine/serine/threonine phosphatase activity. The record is from RefSeq and is a predicted model, not a curated record. The transcript has 7 exons. Gene Ontology annotation, cellular component: cytoplasm; nucleus. Bases 4557 to 5495 code for a protein of 312 amino acids.
CACCUGGCAGAGCUGCAGGCACGCCAGAGCUGCCUCGAUGCUGUGCCCCUCAAGGUCUUGCUGAUCGCGUUUGGGUGUCAGGAUGGAGCUGUUCAGUGGCUUCAGGAGACUAAGUGCCCCUAUGACAUGUUGCUGGAUCCCAGUCGGCAGGUGAUUUGUACUUUCUGCAGCAGGGCAGUAGUUGUAUCAUGCGUUUGGAUUGGGAGUGUCCAUUCAGAAGGUCUGGAAUAUCGAUAUGAUUACUUAUUAUGCUGAACAAAUAGUCAGCAAUCGGCUCUUACCAAAGAAAACCCACCCCGAUGAUGUGCACCAGCUUGGUGGUGACUUUGGAUUGAAUCAACAAGGGACCAUCAUUUUCUUCCACCCAUGUGCCAACCCAACUGAUCGACCUGGCGUGGUUGAAAUACUGAAAGCCAUGAGAUAAAGUUGUUUGUGUAGAGUCACAAGAAGCUGCAGGAAGGGAAAAAUUUUUAGCUGUAGUUUUAGUAAUCUUGAUUCUAUAUUCCUGUUCUUUGCUAAACUAAUCCUUACAAGACAACAUAACAUGCAAAUGAUAAGUGACAAGCCUAAUGCCUUAAUACAACAAGAGUUCUGCUUUCUCCAUUGACUUGUUUGGCUCUAAGUGGGAACGGGAGCUCCACAGAUAUUCAAGAGAAGAUUGUGUGUCGAACUGGACGUAGAGCAUUAAAGCACAGUGCAGGUUAAUCUGACCACCAUGUUGUAACAACCCUUUAACCCAUUCUAAAAUCGAUCCAACCCCUCCCUUCCCCAUAACCCUCCGAUUUUCUAUCAUUCACAUGCCUAUCCUAGAGAUUCUUAAAUGUCUCUAAUGUAUCUGCCUCUGCCACCACCCCUGGUGGGGCAUUUCAUGCACCCACCACUCUCUGUGUUAGAGAACUUGUCUCUGACAUCCCCCAAUACUUUCCCCCAAUCACCUUAAAAUUAUGCUCCCUCAUAUUAGCCAUUUUCACCUUGGGGAAAAGUCUCUGGCUACUCAAUCUAUGCAUCUUUUCACUUCGUACACCUCUAUCAAUUUAUCUGUCAUCCUCCAUUCCUCCCGAGAGAAGGGCCCUAGUUUGGUUCGACCUAUCCUCAUAACAGGUUUGGAUUGACUUUGCUUCCUCAGUAACUGGGCAAGGAGGAUCACCUGCUCACAGGCUAUGGUGGAAUAUCAGUUGGGUGUUUUUGGUGCAGUGAGGUUGGGGUUGGCAAGGCAAAAUCACACAUCCGGAGUGAUCAUCUGACCCUUAAUGUGGAAUGGCUGGGAUGAAUUGGAAUGAAGUAUCACACCUAAAAUGCUGGAGAAACUCAGCCAGCCAGGCAGCAUUUUGGGUGUUACUCCAAUUUCCAGCAUCUGCAGAUCUUCUCUUGUUUGUGAAGUAUCUUCAGAAUAGUUCUUCUGUAUUAUACCUAAAGGUUUUAAGAGGAAGAGAUAUACUUCCAGAAAAAUAAAUGUAGAACAUGAUAGUCUUAGAAGCAGAUCCUUCAGCUCAUCUAGUCAGUACUGAACUCUUUCUGCCUGGACCCAUGUACCCACACCCAAACCUCCCUCAUCCAAGUUACUCUUCGAUGCUACAAUUGAACCCCCAUCCACACUCAUGCCACCCUCUGGAUGAAGACGUUCUCCCUCAGGUUUCCCUUAAGUAUUUCACCUUUCACCCUUAACCUAUGACCUAUUCUCUCUGUGCGCUAGAAUCUCACAGGGAAAGGAUGAGUUAAAUUUUCUUUCGAUUAGCCUUGAGAAGUUUGGUUAUUUUUUUCCAUCUUGUUGUGGUUAGGAUGUGAGUGUUUGGUGGGAGGUAGAGAGCAAUGAGAAGGGGUCGGGUCUCAGCCUGUUUUAUGUGAAUGACAGUGGUACUAUCACUCAGAUUAUCUGAAUGGCACCACUCGAUGUGACCAUAGAACAGACAGAGGCCUCACCUCUAAACAGAGCAUCAUCUUGAAAGUGCACAGGUUGUGAAGGAUGGAAUUAUUUUUUAAAAUGAAAAUCGAAUACAAUGGAUUUGGGUGCAACAAACCAACCUCUGUAAUGGUCAAGGCAAUAAACACCUUUGUACGGGACAAAAAUGUGGCUCAUUCACUAGUUUGUAUUUAAAACCAUUCAUUUCGGACGUGGAGGUCUCUCCCCACUCCGCCCCAUCUCUCACUCUGUUGUUUUCCCUCUCAUGCCCACACAUCUCUCCUCUCUCUCGCAGGUACACAGCUCCCAGUGAUACUGUGGUACCUACCAGCACAACACUCAAUAGCUUGACUAUCAGGCUCUUUAAGCUCUGAUGGGAUACCAGAGGGUUUGAAAGUAGAUAAGUCCCUUGGUCCUGAUGGGAUGUGUCCAGGAUGCUGAAGGAAUUGGCAGAGGUUAUAGCAGACGCAUUGGUAAUCAUUUAUCAAAACUCUCUAGACUCUGGGCAGGUCCUGGCGGAUUGGAAGACAGCAAAUGUCACGCCACUUCUUAAAAAAAGAUGUAGGCAAAAGACGGGCAACUUAUAGGCCAAUUAGCUUAACAUCUGUAGUCAGGAAAAUGCUUGAAGCUGUCAUUAAGGAAGAAGUGGUGAAACAUUUAGAAAGGAGUGGUUUAGAAACAUUUAAAGGUUCCAUUAGACAGACGCUGCAUGGAUUCAGAAAGGGCAGGUCCUGUUUGACAAACUUACUGGAGUUCUUUGAGGACAUAAUGAGUGCAGUGGAUAGAAGAGAACAGGUGGAUGUCAUAUAUUUGGAUUUCCAGAAAGCAUUCGAUAAGAGACUUGUAAAAAAGAUAUGGAUUCAUGGAGUCAGAGCAAGUGUAUUAGCGUGGAUAGUGGAUUAGUUAACCGAUAGAAGGCAGAGAGUUGGCAUAAAUGGGUGUUUCUCUGGUUGGCAGUCAGUGGUGAGUGGGUGCUGCAGGGGUCGGUGCAGCUGUUUACAAUUUACAUUGAUGAUUUGGAAGAGGGGACUGAGCGUAGCGUAGCAAAAUUUGCUCAUGACACUAAACUGAGUGAAAAAGCAAAUUGUGCAAAGGAUGUGGAGAGUCUGCAGAGGGAUACAGAUAGGUUAAGUGAGUGGGCCAAAGUCUGGCAGAUGGAAUACAAUGUUGGUAAAUGUGAGAUCAUCCACUUGGGAAGGAAUAAUAGAAGAGCAGAUUAUUAUUUAAAUGGUGAAAGAUUGCAGCAUGCUGUUGUGCAGAGGGACUUGGGAAUGCUUGUGCAUGAAUCGCGAAAAGUUGGCCUUCAUUGCUAGAGGGAUUGAAUUCAAGAGCAGGGAGGUCAUGCUGCAACUAUACAGGGUACUGGUGAGGCCGCACCUGGAGUACUGUGUGCAGUUCUGGUCUCCAUACUUGAAGGAUAUACUGGCUUUGGAGGCAGUGCAGAGGAGGUUCACCAGGGAUGAAGGGGAGACUGAGUCGCCUGGGACUAUACUCUCUGGAUUUCAGAAGACUUGAGAAGGGAUCUUAUAGAAACAUGCAAAAUUUUGAAAGGGAUAGAUAAGAUAGAAGUAGGAAAGUUGUUUCCAUUGGUAGGUGAGACUAGAACUAGGGGACAUUGCCUCAAGAUUCAGGGGAGAAGAUUUAGGAUGGAGAUGAGGAGAAACUUUUUCCCAGAGAGUGGUGAAUCUGUGGAAUUCUCUGCCCAGGGAAGCAGUUGAGGCUUCUUCAAUAAAUAUAUUUAAGAAACAGUUAAAUAGAUUUUUACAUAGUAGGGGAAUUAAGAUUUAUGGGGGAAAGGCAGGUAUAAGGAGCUGAGUUUAUGGACAGAUCAGCCAUGAUCUUAUUGAAUGGUGGGGUAGGCUCGAUGGGCCGGAUGGCCUACUCCUCGUAUUUCUUAUGUGUGUGUAUCUAGAGGUUGAAAAUAUUAUGACAGGCACCAAUUCAAUCACAACGGGACAGGAGAAAAAUCUUUACUUUGAGGUGAGUGCUAUCACAGUGGUGGGGGCAAAUAGCAAAGACGUGUUUAAGAGAACAGAAUAUUUUUGUCCAUCCUGAGCUUUGUAUUUAAAAUUUCCACCGGAAAGUCCAAAAUAGAAAUUAUCCUCGAAACAUCCCAGUCCGUGGGAUGAGUUAAAGUGUGUCUAAUACAAGAAAGUAUCCGGAAGGGUAAUGAACUUACUUAGUGGGACUACGAUGUUGCCAAUACAGAGACUUGCCUGUCACACGGGCAGCGAUGGGAGCUGGAUGUUUCAGGGUUCAGAUGUGGGGAGUGGCAUUGCUAUCACAGCUACAGUUUGGAAUCAAAUGACCUUGUCUAGUCUCACCGACGAGAAGACCGCAGCGGGAGUACCGGAUACAAAUUCUCAAAGAAAUAACCCGAGUCCCGGUUCUAUAGGUCUCGGCUCGAAACGCCAACUGUUUACUCCCGACCGCAGAUGCUGCCUGACCAGCCGAGUCCCAACCGGUCUGUGUGGAGCUUGGAGAAUCCAGAUCAGUUGGAAGGGGGAUGCCCCGAACAUUGAUGAAAUGUGAUCUCCCCGAGUCUCCGGUUAUUUUGGGUGCGCGGCCGAGCUUCCCUCUCAGCUCAUUGGCCGUGGAGCGGGUUCAGUGAGGAGGGCGGCGCUGGAGUGACCCUUCAGCCCGCGUUGAACUCGCCAUGCUGCUGCGGUUCGGGGUGGUGGUGAGGCUGGCCGACCGCGAUGCCCAGCUGUUCGUGUGCGGGUCGAGGCCGGAGCUGGGGCACUGGGACCCGCAGCGAGCGGUGCCGAUGCAGCCGGCGAGCAGCGCGGUGAACGAGCCCUCCUUCUGGCUUGGCGAGGUGAUGCUGCAGGAGCGCUGCGCCGACAGGUUCUGGUUCAAAUUCGGCAAGCGGACCCGCGGCCAGUUCAUCUGGGAAGGAAGUGGGCCGCAUCACGAUCGGUGCUGCGAGUACGACGAAAACAACUUGGUGGAUGAUGUUUACUAUCACCCAGUCGGACAUUACAUUGAGGAAAGUGGGUGUACUAACGAGAUGAAGCAUACCACUGACUUCUACUUCCACAUUGCUGGCCACCAGGCCAUGCACUACUCCAGGAUUCUGCCCAGGAUUUGGCUUGGUAGUUGUCCGCGACAGUUAGAGCAUGUGACCGUCAAACUUAAACACGAAUUGGGGGUGACUGCAGUUAUGAAUUUUCAAACGGAAUGGGAUGUUGUGCAGAAUUCGGCUGGAUGUAACCGCAAACCUGAACCAAUGAGACCCGAAUUCAUGAUGGAAUUGUACAAAGAUGCUGACAUUGUCUAUGUGUGGAUGCCAACUCCAGAUAUGAGUACAGAAGGCAGGGUGAAGAUGCUCCCUCAGGCAGUUUACUUGCUGCAUGGUUUGCUAGAGAAUGGCCACACUGUGUAUGUACAUUGUAACGCAGGGGUAGGAAGAUCGACUGCCACUGUAUGUGGGUUCCUGAUGUACAUCACCGGAUGGAGUCUAAGAAAGGUCCAAUAUUUUGUGACUUCCAAGCGACCUGCAGUUUACAUCGAUGAAGAGGCUUUGAUCCAUGCCAAGAAUGAAUUUCAUCAAAAAUUUGGACAUAUUCGUUCUUCUGUGUGUCACAAUUGUUAAGAGUACAAUUAUACCUGGGAAGAACUACCCUUUGAAGGAUACAAGUUGUUUCUUGCUUUUAAAUGAAUGGCUUUUUUAUGUUUAUUUUAGGACAGCACAACAUGAACAAAUAAUCCCUUGCAAAAAUUCAGGUAACUUUAAAAUGUGCAUGCUAUUUAGUUCUGAAACACUUUGGUGUAGUUUUAAGAAUAGAUGGUGAUUGCAAGCAGGCUGUGAUUAUUGACCUGGGAUGUUGGAUGGAAACUGCUUAUUGAUAACAAACUCCAGAAUUAUUAUUGUUUAGUUACCUACAAAUAUCAAGAUAACCUCUGGGCCACAUAUUAUUCCCGGAAUGAAGUCCUGCUUGAUAACAAAUUGUUAGGAUCUUUUUUUUAAUAAACUGAUCCCCAUUAGAAAAAUGAUGACGUCAACGCAAGCCUGAGAGGUCAGUGUCGGGCAUUUUCACGCCUUACAAGGCAUGGAACAAAAGACUGUGUGGUGCGCCACUCCUCACACAGACAUUUGGCAGUAUUGUUCUUUAUUUAAUGAGGUUGAGUUGUGAGUUCAACACUCAACCCAGCUUGGAUUGAGAGCAAGACAUUGGUUGUGCUACCAGGAUGCUGCUUAGUUUAAGAAACAAACAUAACAGAAGACAACAUAGAUUAAUUAUCCAUGAUACCAGAUGCUUAGGAGUUAAGACUCUAAAACAUAUGAUCUAUUUCUGCUCCUUUGACCCAUCGAGUCUGCUAUGCCAUUCAAUAGACUCCAUUCUCCUGCCUUGUCCCCAUAACCUUUGACAUCCUGGCUAAUCAAGAACAUAUCAACCUUCGCUAUACUCAAUGACUUGAUCUCCACAGCCAUCUUUGCAAAGAAUUUCACAGAUUUACCAACCAUUGGCUAAAGAAAUUCUUCCUCAUCUCUGUUCUAAAAUAACGUCCUUCUAUUCCAAGACUGUGCUCUCUGGUACUAGACCCCCCCACUAUAGGAAACAUUCUCUCCAUAUUCACUAUUUAUGCCUUUCAUUAUUUGAUAGGUUUCAAUGAGACCCUUCUAAACUCCAGCAAGUACAGGCCCAGAGCCAUCAAGCACUCUAUACAAUAAGCCUCAACCCAAUUACUUGACAAACUUUUCUUUUUGUUAUCGCUUAUUCAUCUCCUUACUUUUCAGAUAUAUUUAUGUCAUUCAUUUUAACUACUUGAGAUAUCAUGUUCUACAUUGUUACCAGCUUUCUUUUUAAAGAAAGAACUCACCAAUGAUAACCAUUUCAUCUUGUUUUCAAAUUUCUCCAUGGCUUUAUACCCAAGUUAAAACAGCCUUAUUCAUGCCCUGUAUUCCAGCUGCUGCUUAGAUAGCAAUUUUGUCAGGAAUAUGGGAGGAGGAAUGGCUUUGUUCAUCCUCUUCGCCAGAGUACAAUGGGAAAAGUAGUAAAUCAAAUCUUUUAAACUGUGCAGCAUUGUGACAAUAUGCUACUGCUAUAUCACACUAAUUAUACUAAUUUUAAUGAGAAUUUCCAGAUCAUUGUUGAUCUUGAAUUCAAAUAUCAAGUCAAAUUAAAAAUCAAAAUGGACUGAAUCAUCCUGAUAUGCCAAAAACAAAAUAGGCUGCUCAGUGAACAUUAAAACCAUGGUACUUAAAUAUAGUGCAUUAACAGCUUAGACGCAGUUCAUUGAAAUAAAAGUAGAUUGUAUUUGUUUCGACUCUUAUGUAUAAUCAAUAACUGACCAUAUGCAAUGGAGAAGAUGUGUUCAUUUUCAACAACUCUUAAGUUUAGUUUUAAUUUAAGUUAAAGUUAAUUUGUUGCCAAAACAAACGAUUCUGUUAGAACUAUGAAGCCUCAAAUCCGGCCCAUUGAGCUACAAAGGUAGCUGGUAUACGGCUGAUUUUUGAACCAAUUUUUGUUUCCAAUUCAACCUUUAGUAUGUUACCAUAAGACAUGGGAGCAGAAUUAGGCUAUUUGGCUAGAGUCUGCACUACCAUUCAAUCAUGGUUGAUUUAUUAAUCCUCUCAACCUCAUUCUCCUGCCUUCCUCCACUUUAAAUAUACCCAUUAUUUUCCCUCAAUUAAAAAAUGGCAUUUUUGAUCUAUUAUGCCUGUCAAUCCUUGGCUAAUCAAUAUGACAAAUUGGACUUAAGUAACUGCUUUAACCAGGGAACACAGCAAAAGGUGCAUAAAAAUUUGCGCAGGCAUAAAAGAUAGGAUAAUAGCUAGUUUCUUGAAAGGGGAGGGAAGUUAGGAGGUGAAUUCCAGAGCACAGGAUGUCAACAGAUGGCGGUGUAACCAACAGUAGGGGAUCAAUGAUAACAGGCAAGUUUCAAAGAGCCAAAGUUGAUGGAGCGCCAAGAGGCAAGUUGCACAGCUGCAGGAGAUACCAAAAUAGAAAAUGGUGUGAAAUAGAAUAGAAAAAGUCCAAAUAUUUUAAAAUUUAGUACCAAUCCUCGUGUUUCUCUUUAUCAAGAACAAAGUAAACUCCAGGUGACAAAAAAAUCAAACCUAUGGACAAAUCUGACAAAAAAUUAUCCUAGAAGUAAACAUUGUUCCCUACAGCAAUCAAAACAAUUCCUCUCAUUCUCCUUAAACGUUUUUAAAAUUAUGAGGGUAUUUUUAUUCUUUCAUUGUUAAAGAUCUUGAGUGACUAAUAUCAAGGUGCUGAAAUUCCUGGCAGCUUGUAACAGCUGCACAUCAGGUGCCUUCCCAAGUAUCAGGUGGUGAUAAUCAAAUGGACUAUUUUGCAAGUUAGGACACAGGCAGCAAUCUUUUUGGUUGAGAUCAUAUUUACUAAAACAGAGGCAAGUUAUAUUACAGAACUCAUUUAUAUUAAGACUUAGAACAGAAAGUACAAACCUACAAAAUGACAGACAGUUUUCAUUAGGCUUAAUCACACAGACACUUCGUAAUUAAUGUAAUACUUUUCCGCCUAUAACAACCUUCAUGUUUAUGAUUAUCAAUAGUGAAGUAAACUCCCAAAUGAGAGAAAAAUCAAAUAAACCAGGGGCAAAUCAGGAAAGGAUCUUAGAAGUUCCACUUGAUCCCUACAACAGUCAAAACAAAUUUUUGACAAGUUAUUACGUAAUACAAGAAACUCAUCUGUUACUUGUAAUCAACUGACAUCAGCACUUUCUAUCUAUUUGCAGCAAACCUAUGCACGCCAAAAGAACCAGCAUUUUGCUUAAUCGUCUGGAAUAAAAAGCUGCCAGUUAAGUUAGUUACGGUGUUAUUUCUUCCUCCAUGCCCUCUGACUCCUUUAUGGUUUAAUUCAAACCACAUUAUUUGCCAAGAUGGGUGGGUAAAAGAAUAUAUGGCUUUCACUGGUGUUCACGCUACAAAAAUUAAAAUGCAGAAAUUCUUCUGCACAUCUCAAACACAGGUGAAUUGUUAUCUUUAUCAGGGCAAGCAACAGCUCAGCAACGUACUUGGGACAAUGAUGGUUAGUUACAGGAUAGGUUAUUCAGAUAAGACCCCAAGUUGGUAAGGGAGACAAAUUAGUCUGAAGGAAUUUUUCAGUUUUAACUUUUCCAUUUUUUUCCCCACACUCAAAUCUCACAGCUGAAACUUCUGCCUAUUCUCAUAUUCCUAUUUUUUCUCAGCAGAAAUUUCAGCUUUUGGCUAGAAAGGGAUAUACCAUUGAAGGUGCUCACUACAAUGCUGUAAUUCAAUCUCAGCUUCCACUAACUUGCAUUCUAUUGUUUUAAUUGUGGAAAGAAAGAAAGAAAUUUUUAUUUGUAAAGUACCAGUCUAAUUUGUAUGCUCAAGAAAUGGAACUACAAUUACAUAGCUGAUACACGUUGAAUGUUCUAGGUGAUGCCAACUGAGGUUCUGUACCAGCUGGAAAUGUCAAUCUAAACCUUGAAACAUCUGGGUUUUCUGACCUCUAGUUAUUUCAAAACAUUCAUGGAACACACUGACUGACUACUUUUCCUCAUCAUUUGCUAUGGACUUCAACUCAUCUCUCAAAGAAAAAAAGAGCAUUAUGGAAUCAGAGUAAUUGACCACUGUUCAUUUCAAAACGUGCACCUUCAAAGAUCAAAAUAGGUUUCAAAGGGACAGAGGCAAUCCAAUAGCACAGCAGCCAAGCAAUCCACAUACAGUUUGGGCACCCUUAGUCAAAAUUUCUGUUACUGUGAAUAGUUAAGUGUGUAGAAGAUGGACUGAUCUCCAAAAGUCAAAGUUAAAGAUGAAACAUUCUUUUAAGCAAGAUGAGUGUAUUAUUUUUGUUUUGUACAAUUUUAGAGUGAAAAAAAGGAAAGGAGCACCAUGCAAAAAUUUUGACACCCCAAAAGAUUUGAGAUCUCAGAUAACUUUUACCAAGGUCUCAGACAUUAAUUAGCUUGUUCACAGUCAUCAUUAGGAAAGACCAGGUGAUGCAAAUUUCAGACCUUUAUAAAUACCCUGACUCUUUAAACCUUGUCCCAACAAUCUGCAGCCAUGGGCUCCUCCAAGCAGCUGCCUAGCACUCUGAAAAUUAAAAUAAAUGAUGCCCACAAGGCUAUAAGAAGAUAGCAAAGCGUUUUCAGGUAGCCGUUUUCUCAGUUCGUAAUGUAAUUAAGAAAUGGGAGUUAACAGGAAUGGUGGAGGUCAAGUUGAGGUCUGGAAGACCAAGAAAACAUUCCAAGAGAAAUGCUCGUAGGAUUGCUAGAAAGGCAAAUUAAUACCCCUGUUUGACUGCAAAAGACCUUCAGGAAGAUUUAACAGACUCUGGAGUGGUGGUGCACUUUUCUACUGUGCAGUCACACCUGCACAAAUAUGACCUUCAGGGAAGAGUCAUCAAAAGAAAACCUUCCUGCAUUCUCACCACAAAAUUCAGCAUCAGAAGUUUGCAAAAGAACAUCUAAACAAGCCUGAUGCAUUUUGGAAACAAGUCCUGUGGAUUGAUGAAGUUAAAAUAGAACUUUUUGGCCGCAAUGAGCAAAGAAAUGAUUGGAGAAGAAGGGGUGCAGAAUUUCAUGAAAAGAACUCCUCUCCAACUAUUAAGCAUGGGGGUGGAUCGAUCAUGUUUUGGGCUUGUGUUGCAGCCAAUGGCAUGGGGAACAUUUCAUGGGUAGAGGGAAGAAUGAAUUCAAUUCCAGCAAAUUCUGGAAGCAAACAUAACACCAUCAGUAAAAAAGCUGAAAAUGAGAAGAGGAUGGCUUCUACAACAGGAUAAUGAUCCUAAACACACCUCAAGAUCCACAAUGUACUACCUCAAGAGGCGCAAGCUGAAGGUUUUGCCAUGGCCCUCACAGUCGCCUGACCUAAACAUCAUCGAAAAUCUGUGGAUAGACCUCUAGAGAGCAGUACAUGCCAGAUGACCCAAGAAUCUCACAGAACUAGAAGCCUUUUGCAAGGAAGAAUGGGCGAAAAUCCCCCAAACAAGAAAUUAAAGACUGUUAUUAGCUGGCUACAUAAAGUGUAUACAAGCUGUGAUACUUGCCAAAGGGGGUGUUACUAAGUACUGACCAAACUUUUGUUUCGGGCCCUUUUCCUUUUUUGUUAUUUUGAAACUGUAAAAGAUAGAAAU